This is a messenger RNA of Pan troglodytes (chimpanzee), 3273 nucleotides long. RefSeq names its product chromosome 1 C1orf162 homolog (gene C1H1orf162). The coding region runs from base 2417 to 2884 and encodes 155 amino acids. The record is from RefSeq and is a predicted model, not a curated record. The transcript is spliced from 7 exons. Lineage: Eukaryota; Metazoa; Chordata; Mammalia; Primates; Hominidae.
AAAGUUUUAUUAGAACAUAGCUACACUCAUUCAUUUACAUAUUGUCUGCGGCUUCUUUGUUACCAUGUUGGCAGAGCUGAGUACUAGCAACAGAGACCAUAUGCUCCACAAAGCCCAAAAUAUUUACUAUCUGCCCUUCACACAGAAAAAGUUUACCUGCCCCUGGCUUCCAACGUGUUCAAUUUUUAAUGUUUUAGGUGUUCUUGAAAAAAAUCUGUACUCUCCAGAUAACAUAUGCAGGGUUUUAUAUAUGUUUAUUAGAUUAAUCUUACUGACUGUAUUACACAAAUUUAUAUACUUACAACAUUUUGUCUGCUUAAUCUACCAAAUACUGAGAAAUGUAAACUAAAUUUCCUACUUUGGCAGUGGAUCUGUUAAGUUUGUAUUUUUUGUUUGUUUGUUUUGGGGCUUUUUUUAUAGUUCUGUCAAUUUUACUUUAUAAAUUUAUAGUUUAGGUAACUAGAAGCAAAUAAGUUUAGAAUUGUUAUCUCUUCUCACUGAGUUAAGCUUUUAUCAGCAUGUAAUGAUGAUCUCUUUUUUUAACGAAUAGUGUCUACGUUAAGGUAUAUUUUGCCUGAUAUGAAUAUACCAGCUAUCUUGUUAACAUUUUCCUGGUGUAACUUUUCAUCCUUUUUUCAACCUUUAUGGCUGUUUAAGUUCUAGAUACAUAUUUUCAAACAGUAUAUAGCAGAUUUUUUAUUCAAUCUGGCAAUCUUUGACUUUUAACUAAAGAGUAUAGUCCAUUUUCAUUUAUCGUAAUUAGCAAUUGCUGUUCUAUUCUGAUUCAUUCCCACUAAUAUAUUUUAUAUUUUCUGUUUUGUGGCCUAUUCUGGUUUUUGCUAUUCAUUGUUUUGGAUUGACUAAUUUAAUUCCAAUUGUUUUUUUCUCUAAUAGUUUGAGUUACUCUAUUUCUGUUAUAAUGAUCACUCUAGAAAUUUUAAUAUUUUAAUCUCUCUUUUAUGUUUUAUAUUGUUGUCUGUGUUAUAUUUCUUGUCCACUAUUUUUCUCUUCAAAUGUUUUAAACUUGUUAUUUAUCCCCACUAUUGAAUUUCUAUCUUAGUCCAUUUAUGCUUCUAUGACAGAGUACCUGAGACUGGAUAAUUUAUAAAGAAAAUACAAUUAAUUUUUCACAAUUCUGGGAGCUGGAAAGCCCAAGAUCAAGGUGGCAGCCAGAUUGGUAUCUGGUGAGGACUGCUCUCUGCUUCUGAGAUGGCACCUUGCUUCUAUACCUUCUGGUGGGAAGGCAUACUGUGUCCUCACAUGGCAGAAGGGACAGAAGGGCAAGAGAGGACUCUUUUCAACCUUAAGCCAUUUUGUAAGGAUGCUAAAUCCAUUCAGGGGACAAGGUCCUCAUGACUUAAUCAUCUACCAAAAGGCUUUCCCUCUCAAAACCAUCAUAGUGCGAUUAAGUUGCAACAUGAAUUUUGAAGGGGACACAUCCAAACACAGCAAUUUCUAAUUUCAAUGAUAGGUUUAAUAUCUUUACAUUCUACUUAUUUCUUUGCAAAUUUGCCUGAUUAUUUUAGUACUUUUUUGUUCCUUCAUUACACUUUCAAUAUCCACUUUAUUUACUUAAAAAUAUUAAGCAUACUUUUGUUUUGGAUCUGAUCAUUCUUAUACCUACAGCCUUUGCAGGUCUCUGUCUCUAACAUUUGUGGUUUGUUAUUUCUGCUGUCUCUUUCAUGAUGGCUUGAUUACUUUUUGUGUUUUUGUGAUUUGUCUUGUUGUUAGCUUAUAUUUAUUGGAAAUGUGUCUGUGGAAGUCUUUGACACCUGGUCGAAGAGGCAUUCUUCUACAGAUAACUUGCAUUUUCUUCUCCCAGCGUCCAACUUAAACAACCAAUUUAAACUUGGAAUUUUGAGGUCCACAGACAGUACAAAGUCUGGCCUAAAACCUCCUAAAGUUAGGUUUGUGGUUAGGAAUGUCCAAGGAAAGCGUAUUUUGUUUUGUUUUUCUUUUUGUCCCCUUCUAUCCAGAGCCAAGCUUGAGAUAAGCAAGUAUGACAGGCAGAAUUCUACAAUGCCCCAUGAUCUCUGCUCCCUUGUGUUACUGCAAGUAUAAUCCUCCCUCCCCUGAAUGUGGGUGGAAUCUAUGACUUGCAUCUAAUCAACAGAAUAUGGCAAAGGUGACAGGCUGUCACUUCCAUCAUGACAUUACGUUAUAUACAACUUUGUCUUAACAGGCUGGAGAGACUCUUCCGUGGCAUUCAAACUGCCAUGUUGUGAACUGCCUGUGGAGAGAACCACAAAGCAGGGAACUGUAGACAGCCUCUAGGACCUGCAAACAGACUCCAGCUGACAACCAGUAAGAAGCCAGGGCCCUCAGUCAUAAGCCGUAACGGAAGCAAGUGAAAUGCUCAGUCUUAGACGACUGCGUCGUGCUAUGACCGGACUUUUUCUUGAAAGGGGAUGACAGCAUGGGAGGAAAUGGCUCCACAUGUAAACCCGACACUGAAAGACAAGGCACUCUCUCCACAGCAGCCCCAACAACUAGCCCUGCACCCUGUCUCUCUAACCACCACAAUAAAAAACAUUUAAUCCUUGCCUUUUGUGCUGGGGUUCUACUGACACUGCUGCUGAUAGCCUUUAUCUUCCUCAUCAUAAAGAGCUACAGAAAAUAUCGAAGGGAGAGGCUUCCCAUUUCCCCAGGCCCAUUGCUGAGAUGGGUCCCUCUUCUUUCUGGCACCAUGGCAGAUCACUCCAAGCCCCAGGCCCCAGAUCCUCACUCAGAUCCUCCAGCCAAGCUUUCAUCCAUCCCAGGGGAAUCACUUACCUAUGCCAGCACAACUUUCAAACUCUCAGAAGAAAAGAGCAAUCACUUGGCUGAGAACCAUUCUGCAGACUUUGACCCCAUUGUCUAUGCUCAAAUUAAAGUAACAAACUAACUCAGCUUUUCCAAUGAGGCUUGAAUCCAUUUCCUCUCAUCUCAGCCCUAUCUUCACACAUCACUUUCACUUUUUUACAAAUUUUGGACCACCACCUGUGUGAAACUGCAGUCGGAGUUGUUUAGAUGUGAUCUGGCAAUGCUAUCCAGCAUCUUUGGAGACCAAUGGUCAGUCUUUUCCUGGCCAGAGGAAAGACUGAUGGCCCUCCCACUUGAACUGACAGCCUGUGAGCCCCUUGGGAGCAUAGACUGCCUUCCUUGGACCCUUCCAAAGUGUGUGGUACGGAGCUCAGUGCACAGAGUAUUCACCCAGCAUCAUGAAUCAACUUGGGAGGAGUCAACCAAAUGAACAAUCUACCAAAAAUUUCAAAUAAAGUCAAACCCCCCACA